Molecule: messenger RNA, 792 nt
Organism: Dendronephthya gigantea
Lineage: Eukaryota; Metazoa; Cnidaria; Anthozoa; Malacalcyonacea; Nephtheidae
Product: phospholipase A2 A2-actitoxin-Cgg2a-like
Exons: 4
Coding region: 91-582 (163 amino acids)
Biological process (GO): phospholipid metabolic process; lipid catabolic process; arachidonate secretion
Molecular function (GO): phospholipid binding; calcium ion binding
Source: RefSeq, a predicted model, not a curated record
AGAAACGAAGUCAAGAAGGCUCAAGAAGAAUCAAGAAGGCUCAAGAAGAAUCAAGAAGGCUCAAGACCGAAGACAAAGUGAAGAAUUAAGAUGAAAAUGAAGACAAUCGCAUUUCUGUUGUUGAUCAUUGGAUCAUUUCUCUUGGCUGCAAACGCUGCUGAAAGUAAAAGGGAAAAAAAAUGGCUGGGUCGCGCGGUAUAUACGUACGUAAAUCUCGUAGGGCUUGUGCAGUUUGGCAAAAUGAUUCGUUGUGAAACAGGAAAAUCUCCAUUUUCUUACAACGGCUAUGGUUGCUGGUGUGGCAAAGGAGGAAGUGGGACACCAGUUGAUGCAACAGAUAGAUGCUGUAAAAACCACGACCUCUGCUAUGCAAACCUUGAAAGGAGUGGUGUCUGUUGGAAAAAUGCUUGGUGGUAUACACCAUAUAUCCGCUACCGUUGUUCUAAAUGCUCGUGGUUUAACUUAAAAUGUGGCAAAAGACUCUGUCAAUGUGACCGGGCAGCAGUUCUAUGUUUCAAGCGAGCAUUAUCAACAUACAACAGGCGAUUCAAAGGCUACCGUUCAACAGGAUUCUGCCGCUAAGUUCAGGAAAUAUACUUUUUAUCAAUGGAUUAAUGAUUCACGUAGACACUAGACAGUAAACCGUGUAUGUCAAACCGUGUAUGUCAGUAGUUAAUUAGGUAGCCUGCUUACAGCCCGAAAUCGGGAAUUUCACUUCCAGACGGGAGAUGCAAGCAGGCUAAUAUACGUAGUUGGGUAGUUUUGAAUAUAACUCUUAUCAAGCAAACGAAA